This is a messenger RNA of Condylura cristata (star-nosed mole), 2151 nucleotides long. It is a transcript of the gene KLHL21, whose product is annotated as kelch-like family member 21. The transcript is spliced from 5 exons. The record is from RefSeq and is a predicted model, not a curated record. Bases 1 to 1662 code for a protein of 553 amino acids. Gene Ontology annotation, molecular function: protein binding. Lineage: Eukaryota; Metazoa; Chordata; Mammalia; Eulipotyphla; Talpidae.
AUGACGAGUCAGACGGUGGUGGGGAGCACCCGGAAACCGAGCCCCUACUUCCGCGCCAUGUUCGCCGGGCAGCUGCGCGAGAGCCGCGCCGAGCGGGUGCGCCUGCACGGGGUGCCGCCCGACAUGCUGCAGCUGCUGCUGGACUUCAGCUACACCGGCCGCGUGGCCGUGAGCGGCGACAACGCCGAGCCGCUGCUGCGCGCCGCCGACCUGCUGCAGUUCCCGGCCGUCAAGGAGGCGUGCGGGGCCUUCCUGCAGCAGCAGCUCGACCUGGCCAACUGCCUGGACAUGCAGGACUUCGCCGAGGCCUUCAGCUGCGCGGGGCUGGCGAGCGCGGCGCAGCGCUUCAUCCUGCGCCACGUGGGCGAGCUGGGCGCCGAGCAGCUGGAGCGCCUGCCCCUGGCGCGCCUGCUGCGCUACCUGCGCGACGACGGGCUGUGCGUGCCCAAGGAGGAGGCCGCCUACCAGCUGGCGCUGCGCUGGGUGCGCGCCGACCCGCCGCGCCGCGCCGCGCACUGGCCGCAGCUGCUGGAGGCCGUGCGCCUGCCCUUCGUGCGCCGCUUCUACCUGCUGGCCCACGUCGAGGCCGAGCCCCUGGUCGCGCGCUGCCCGCCCUGCCUGCGCCUGCUGCGCGAAGCCCGCGACUUCCAGGCGGCCCGCUACGACCGCCACGACCGCGGGCCCUGCCCCCGCAUGCGCCCGCGCCCCUCCACCGGCCUGGCCGAGAUCCUGGUGCUCGUGGGCGGCUGCGACCAGGACUGCGACGAGCUGGUCACCGUGGACUGCUACAACCCGCAGACCGGCCAGUGGCGCUACCUGGCCGAGUUCCCCGACCACCUGGGCGGGGGCUACAGCAUCGUGGCGCUGGGCAACGACAUCUACGUGACCGGCGGGUCCGACGGCUCUCGGCUCUACGACUGUGUGUGGCGGUACAACUCCAGCGUGAACGAGUGGACGGAGGUGGCGCCCAUGCUGAAGGCCCGCGAGUACCACAGCUCCUCCGUGCUGGACGGGCUGCUGUACGUGGUGGCCGCGGACAGCACGGAGCGCUACGACCACAGCACCGACUCCUGGGAGGCCCUGCAGCCCAUGCCCCACCCCCUGGACAACUGCUCCACCACGGCCUGCCGCGGCCGGCUCUACGCCAUCGGCUCCCUGGCCGGCAAGGAGGCCAUGGUGAUGCAGUGCUACGACCCUGGCGCCGACCUGUGGUCGCUGGUGGACUGCGGCCCGCUCCCGCCCUGGUCCUUCGCCCCCAAGACCGUGACGCUCAACGGGCUCAUGUACUUCAUCAGGGAUGACUCUGCCGAGGUGGACGUGUACAACCCGACAAAGAACGAGUGGGACAAGAUCCCGGCUAUGAACCAGGUGCACGUGGGCGGCAGCCUGGCGGUCCUCGGCGGGCAGCUGUACGUGUCGGGGGGUUACGACAACACCUUUGAGCUCUCAGACGUGGUGGAGGCCUACGAUCCGGAGACCCGGGCCUGGAGCGUGGUGGGCCGCCUCCCCGAGCCCACCUUCUGGCACGGCAGCGUGAGCAUCUUCCGCCAGUUCAUGCCCCAGACGCCCUUGGGCGGGCGCGGCUUUGACCUGGACAGCGGCAGCAGUGACCUGGACCCCGGCCGACCCCGGCCACCACAGGACCCCAGCGAGCUGCACUAGCGCUGGCCUGGCCCUUGGUGGGCCUUGGUGCAGGUAACCGGCACCUCUGGGGGGCCGAGACCCCCUCGUGCGCGUGGACAGGCGGGGCGUCAGCUCCUGGGCCACGAGGGCCCGGGGAUCUGGCGCCCCGAGUUUCUAGAGCGUGGGCUCAGCUGCUUGGGCCAAGGCCUGUGGCGAAGUCCUGCAGCGCAGGUCUCCAGCUCCGGGAAGUCGCCCAGCUCACCGGGCAGGGCCCGGGGUCCUUGCUGGCCGCUCCUCUGAGCCCCUCCUGAGAGCCUGGGGGCCCUGGAGGUCCGGAGCCAGGAAGACGGUGGCCACAGCAGGGGCCGGACUCCACGGCCUGCUCCCCGGAAGAGCAGGCCUGUCUGCCCCAGGCCCCCGCCCGGCAGGGGUCUCAGCAGAACACCCCUCAGGUGGCUGCGGGGGGUGGGCCCAGCCUGGGCAGUGGGUGGAGCAGGAGCGUGGUCCUCCACGGGGUCCCCCGCCUCG